Molecule: messenger RNA, 729 nt
Organism: Vairimorpha ceranae
Lineage: Eukaryota; Fungi; Microsporidia; Nosematidae
Product: lipase
Exons: 1
Coding region: 1-729 (242 amino acids)
Biological process (GO): neutral lipid catabolic process; macroautophagy; piecemeal microautophagy of the nucleus
Molecular function (GO): glycerophospholipase activity
Source: RefSeq, a predicted model, not a curated record
AUGGAUAUUAAUUUCUUAAUACAUUUACUAGAAAUGUCAAUAAACACGUAUCAUGUAGAUGAUUUACCUAGUUUAAUUUAUAAAUUUGGUUAUAAAGAAGAAGGUGUAAGAUGUAAAUUAUUUGGCUAUAAAAAUAAGUUAGUACUUGCUAUAAAAGGCACUUCCCUUAAUAUUUUAGGAUAUGAGCUCGGAGAAACAUCUUUAAAAGAUAAGAAGAUGGUUAAUGUACUCUUUAAUAAAUGUAAAACAUCUUCUUUUCGAUGCGAAUAUUCUAAAAAAGUAAAAUUUGAUAAACUAGGAUAUUUGCAUAAAUUACAAAGAAUAAUUGUAGCAAUACAAUAUUUGUAUCCUAAUAAAGAAAUAAUAUUAACUGGGCAUAGUCUCGGUGGGGCAUUAGCAAGUUUGUUAAGUCUUAUAUACAAUUUACAGUGUAUUACUUUUGCCUCUCCUGGAGAGUUUUAUAUUUCUAAAAUUCUACAAUUAAAUAAUGAAAAUGGUGCCAUAACACAUUAUGGGAUGUGUAAUGACACCAUCUUUACUGGUAAAUGUGAUAAAUUAUGUAAUUUAUUAGGAUAUUCGGUAGAUACAAGUAGACAUAAUGGAAAAGUUUACUGUCUUAAAAUUACACCAAAUAUAAAGAGUGUUGUUUUCCACAAUAGCAGUGUUUUACUAAGUUAUUUUAGAAAGUUGGCAUUAUCAAAAAAACAUACCAAGAAUAGAAUAUAUUAA